AUGGGCCAGCAGCAAUCCGGUUUCGGUGGAAAAGGAAAUGAAAGAGGUGGAGGUGAUGCUGACAAAGAGAAAAAGAAGAAGUAUGAGGCUCCAAUACCAUCAAGAAUUGGGAAGAGAAAGAAGGGAUCGAAGGGACCGGAUACUGCUAGCAAACUCCCUGCAAUAACUCCUCAUGCUCGAUGUCGGCUGAAGCUUUUGAAAAGCGAGAGAAUAAAGGAUUAUCUCCUUAUGGAGCAGGAGUUUAUUCAAAAUCAAGAGCGCUUAAAGCCACAAGAAGAGCGACAAGAAGAGGAGCGAACUAAGGUGGACGAGCUUCGCGGCACUCCGAUGGCUGUGGGAUCUCUUGAAGAAAUCAUUGACGACCAACACGCUAUCGUUUCAACUAAUGUUGGAAGUGAACAUUACGUGAAUAUAAUGUCUUUCGUUGACAAGGAGCAGCUCGAGCCUGGUUGUGCUGUUUUACUUAAUCACAAGGUGUCCAAUAGCAGCUAUACAUUAUCUUUGCUUUGUAUUUCAUUCACUUGCGUAUCAGCUAAAAACCAUGCUGUAAUCGGAGUUCUUGCUGAUGAUGCUGAUCCAAUGGUGUCAGUGAUGAAGUUGGAGAAGGCCCCACAGAGCAAAGCUGUUAAGGAAACUUAUGCUGAUGUUGGUGGCCUUGAUCAACAAAUUCAAGAAAUCAAAGAAUCUGUUGAGUUGCCGCUAACUCACCCCGAAUACUAUGAAGAAAUGGGCAUCAAACCACCAAAAGGGGUGAUCCUUUAUGGAUGUCCUGGUACGGGAAAAACGCUACUGGCAAAAGCUGUAGCUAAUCAGACUUCCGCCACCUUCCUUCGAAUUGUGGGCUCCGAACUUAUCCAAAAAUAUCUCGGAGACGGACCGAAAAUGGUCAGGGAACUUUUCCGAGUUGCUGAAGAAAAUGCACCGUCAAUCGUGUUCAUUGAUGAAAUCGAUGCUGUUGGCACAAAACGGUAUGAUUCGAACUCCGGAGGAGAGCGCGAGAUUCAGCGUACUAUGCUGGAAUUGCUCAACCAGCUUGACGGAUUUGAUUCUCGUGGAGAUGUCAAGGUGCUGAUGGCUACCAACCGUAUUGAGUCCUUGGAUCCUGCUUUGAUUCGUCCUGGCCGUAUUGACAGAAAAAUCGAAUUCCCUUUACCUGAUGAGAAGACAAAGAGGAGAAUUUUCCAGGUUGGUAAUAUGAGAGAUUUGCUUCCCUUGUUAUGUUAGUC
Messenger RNA from Strongylus vulgaris, 1226 nucleotides. Lineage: Eukaryota; Metazoa; Nematoda; Chromadorea; Rhabditida; Strongylidae. The record is from the annotation of a GenBank genome assembly.